AUGGAUGACGUAUGUGCAGAGCCAAGGCUGCUGCCGUUCCAGCUUUUAAAAGAAAUCACAAAUGAUUUCUCUACGGACAUGAAAGUUGGCGAGGGAUCAUUCGGAGAAGUUUAUAAGGGAGAGCAGAAAAAUGGGCAAAUGAUUGCUGUGAAGGUACUUCAUCCCAUUUCACGACUUGGUAAUAAAGAAUUUGAGAAGGAGUACCAGAACCUCGCAACUGUACAACAUAAAAACAUUGUGCGGUUAGUUGGCUAUAGCCAUGAAACUUUUGGAGAAUUCAGACAUUUUGAAGGAAGAUCGCUUUUUAUAGAAACGAUAAAGAGAGCCCUUUGCUUCAAGUAUAUGGAACAUGGAAGCCUUGACAGGUUUCUUGCUGAUGAAUCUAGUGGACAUGAUUGGCGCACACGCUUUGCAAUAAUUAAGGGGAUUUGCCAGGGUUUAAAACACCUUCAGGAGGAAUUGAAUCCUCCUAUGUAUCAUUUGGAUUUAAAACCAGCCAAUAUAUUGCUGGAUGAAAAUAUGGUGCCCAAAAUCGCAGAUUUUGGCUUGUCAAGGCUCUUUGGAGGAGAACAAACACAAAUGACAAACACUCGUAUAGGAACAAUUGGUUUCAUACCACCGGAAUUUAUUGACGCGGGUGUAAUUUCUAUUAAGUUUGAUAUAUAUAGUUUGGGGAUGGUAAUUAUAAAGAUAAUGACAGGACCAGAUGGGUACUUUCGAAGUGCUGAAAUGUCUCCACAACAAUUCGUAGAGCUUGAACAUGUGAAAUGGAAGAAUAAGCUACAAACAACAUCGGUUUACAUGUUGGAGCUAUAUUGUAAACAAGUAAAGAGUUGCCUCGAAAUAGCUGUAAGCUGUGUGGAUGUAGAUCGACACAAGAGGCCUAGCAUAGGGGUAGUCAUUGCUAGGCUGAAUGAGACGGAGACUGCAGUGAAAUUACUUGGUGCGCUGAUGAACGACAGAGGGUCAUCGAUGUACAAGGCUAUCAACUUUCCAAGAAAGCAGGCCAAGAAAAAAUAUGCAAGCUCAGGGAAAGUGCAGUUGGCAAUCGAGAACAACAGAUAG
Messenger RNA from Triticum turgidum subsp. durum (durum wheat), 1065 nucleotides. The record is from the annotation of a GenBank genome assembly. Lineage: Eukaryota; Viridiplantae; Streptophyta; Magnoliopsida; Poales; Poaceae.